AAAAAAACCGAAAAUAGGAACAAAAAUCGGAAAGAGAGAGAGAGAGGAGAGAGAGAGAGGGAGCUCUACUCUCACAUGGCCUCUUUGCCAUUAGGGCCUCGCCAUCAACCUCCACCACAGCCACAGUCACAGCCACAAGUACAGCUGCUACAACAGCCUCACCCUGAAAAUGACCGUCUGAAUCUCAACUCUCACCGUACCUCAGCAAUGGACUCCGAUAAGGAAAUGUCAGCUGCAGUGAUUGAAGGGAAUGAUGCAGUAACUGGUCAUAUCAUUUCCACUACGAUUGGUGGAAAAAAUGGUGAACCAAAACAGACAAUCAGUUACAUGGCUGAGCGUGUGGUGGGUAGUGGUUCGUUUGGAAUUGUAUUCCAGGCAAAAUGCUUGGAAACGGGAGAAACAGUUGCCAUAAAGAAGGUCUUGCAGGAUAAACGUUAUAAAAACAGGGAGCUGCAACUAAUGCGCCUGAUGGAUCAUCCAAAUGUGGUUUCUCUGAAGCAUUGCUUCUUCUCUACUACUAGUAAAGAUGAGCUCUUCUUGAAUUUGGUUAUGGAAUAUGUCCCCCAAAAUAUGUACCAUGUUCUUAAGCACUACAACAGCAUGAAUCAGAGGAUGCCACUCAUAUACGUCAAACUUUACACAUAUCAAAUUUUUAGGGGCCUUGCCUAUAUUCAUUCAGUCCCCGGGGUCUGCCACAGGGAUGUGAAGCCUCAAAAUAUUUUGGUUGAUCCUCUAACUCAUCAAGUUAAGAUUUGCGACUUUGGGAGUGCAAAAGUAUUGGGUGAAGCUAAUAUAUCAUACAUAUGUUCACGUUAUUAUCGAGCUCCAGAACUCAUAUUUGGUGCAACAGAAUACACGACCUCAAUUGAUAUUUGGUCGGUUGGUUGUGUCCUCGCUGAACUUCUUCUAGGCCAGCCAUUGUUUCCUGGGGAAAAUGCAGUGGACCAACUUGUAGAGAUAAUCAAGGUUCUUGGUACCCCAACUCGAGAAGAAAUUCGAUGCAUGAAUCCAAAUUACACAGAUUUUAGGUUCCCUCAGAUUAAAGCCCAUCCUUGGCACAAGGUUUUUCACAAGCGAAUGCCUCCUGAAGCUAUUGACCUUGCUUCACGUUUGCUUCAGUAUUCUCCUAGUCUUCGCUGCACUGCUCUAGAAGCAUGUGCACAUCCUUUCUUUGAUGAGCUACGGGAACCCAAUGUUCGCCUCCCUAACAACCGUCCAUUGCCCCCUCUAUUCAACUUUAAGCAGGAAUUAUCUGGAGCAUCCCCUGAACUGAUCAGCAGGCUGCUACCGGAGUAUGUGCGAAGGCAGAUUGGUCUCAGUUUUCAACACCAAGCAAGUACAUAAAAUGAAGACACGAAUCAACAUAUAAGAUCCGUUUCUUGGGUGGAUGGAUAAAAUGCAACCAAAAGCUCCUUGCAGUCUAGAUAACCAAGUAUCAUGGCCGAACCCCUGCCCUGCAAAGAUUUACGAAUAUACCACUGGGUGUUCGGCUUAGCGUGGAAAAUGGUGAUCAACUACUUUAUUUUAGCCAAUACAUAUUGAUUUUGUAUUCCCCAUGUCUAGAUUUUUUGUUUUUGAUCCAUAAAGUCGGAGAAAGCUGGAAGUAUGACCAUGGAAAGGUAUGCCAUUCAUGUCUAGCUAGGCAGUGCCUCCAAAAAAAGUUUAGUAGGAGCUCGUGGAGCUUAUUUGUAGCUUCGAAUUGGAAUUGUUUUGUCCUGGUAAGUUUUCUGUAUGUAUAAUUUAGUCUGUUUCCGGACCAUAUUUAGUGAUGGAGGUUACUUUUCUUCCAUUCGUUC
Momordica charantia (bitter melon) is the source of this 1796-nucleotide messenger RNA. RefSeq names its product shaggy-related protein kinase zeta. The record is from RefSeq and is a predicted model, not a curated record. Gene Ontology annotation, biological process: peptidyl-threonine phosphorylation; cell differentiation; brassinosteroid mediated signaling pathway. Lineage: Eukaryota; Viridiplantae; Streptophyta; Magnoliopsida; Cucurbitales; Cucurbitaceae. Gene Ontology annotation, cellular component: cytoplasm; nucleus. Gene Ontology annotation, molecular function: protein serine/threonine kinase activity; ATP binding.